AUGACUAAAGAGAGAUUGUCUCGUAGACGAGUUUCGAUCAAUUUUUCAACAUCUGAAGCGGUUUCAUCAAUCCGUGAUACUAUCGAGCGGCUAAAUCAGUUAUGGGAUCGAGUGAGUAUGGAAGAGUGCAUGAGACACAAGCGUAUCGAAAAAUUCUUUUUGUAUAUAUCUGAUUUAUUGAAUCAAAUGGUAGCAGAUGAAGAAGAAAUGGUCGAAGGUAUACAAGUAAAUAUUGAAGAAAUGACUAAAGAAGUGGAAGAUCUAAGUAAAGAACUUCAGUUGCCUUUAACAAACAAAAGUCAUUUGAAGACAGGAUCGCUUGCAUUAGUAAACUUUUUCAAAUUUUCGCCAGCUUUUUAUCGCAUGUUGCAUCAAGAUAUAGCGCGAUUACAAAGUUUGAGAGAAGAUAAGUUGCAAGGGCAAAAAAAAUUAGCUGAAGAACUUGCUCAUCUUGCGACACGAACUGGUGAAGAAAUUGAAGAUCUUCCUUCAAGCACAACUAUUUGUAAUGCUGAGGCGAUUGCUCGGCUACAAGAUCGCAUAUAUCAUAUGAAUAGUUUAUAUGUGGAACGUAUAGACAAAUGCAGACAGUGGCAGAUGGAUAUGAAACGUUGGUACAAGCAGAUGGGAAGCACACCAUCAAAGGAAUUGGGCAGAACAUUCAUUGAUUUAGAUCUUGAAGAUGAAGAAAUAGUAUGGGAUAAACAUUUUAUGGAUGAAUUUGAAAAUGCAUUUGAUGAAGUCAAAGGAGAAUAUAACGAAUGGGUAGAGCAAGCUUGUUUUGAUUAUACUGAAACAUUACUAAGACUUGUUGAAUUAUGGGAUCUCUGCCAUAUCCCUGAUGUAGAGCGAAAUAUUGCUCGACAGUUUGAUCCAGCUAUACACACUGUACAUGAUAUCCAACAAGCGAAAGAACAGGUGUUAUCUUUGGAGAAAUUUUUGUCUGAUCGAGCUGAAAUUUAUAAAAAAAUGAAAGAAUGGAAAGAUCUUUGGAAUGAAAAAGUUGAAUUUGAGCAUCGCGCCAACGACAAAACACGUUAUCAUAAUCGUGGUUGCGAGUUGCAGACUGCACUAAAGCGGCAAAAAUUUAUUGGAAGUCGGCUUCCCCUAGUGCUGAAAGAACUAAAAGAUGAAGUUGAAAAAUAUGAAGCAGUUCAUGAUAAUCAGAUUUUAAUGGACGGUUUAACACCAUGUGAGCAUAUCGAGUCUGUAAUGGAAGAAUAUAGAGUUAACAAGGAACUUGAACGUAAACGAAAGAAAAAAAGAGCAGAAACACCGACGGAGAGCGUAUCAAACAUAUCAGCUUUGGUCAAUUCAAAAAAGCGUUGCGCUCCAGUUACUUUCGCCACCCCUCAUUCUUCAGGCAAAGUAGCAAAAGUAAAACCUCUUUCAAGAUGUGAUAAUGCAUCAUCAAAGACUCAGAAUUUGCUUCUCUCCCAUGUCAAAUCUGUCUCAGCAAGUGUAGCAAGCCUUCAUUCAGUAAUUACUCCAGUGCGAACACCUGCAGCAGGUCCGAAAACUUCUUCGCCCAUGAAAUCAACAGAAAGAAGAACCAGGAAGCCAGUAAAAAACUGUAAUCUUUAA
Messenger RNA from Thelazia callipaeda (thelaziosis nematode), 1584 nucleotides. Lineage: Eukaryota; Metazoa; Nematoda; Chromadorea; Rhabditida; Thelaziidae. The record is from the annotation of a GenBank genome assembly.